Prunus armeniaca (apricot) is the source of this 984-nucleotide messenger RNA. NCBI's taxonomy places the organism in Eukaryota, Viridiplantae, Streptophyta, Magnoliopsida, Rosales, Rosaceae. The record is from the annotation of a GenBank genome assembly.
AUGCAAUUGAGAAGAAUAAACACUUGGGAGCUCACUUCUCUUCCUGAAGGGAGAGAGAAAGUACAAGCCGAAUGGAGAUGUGGAUCGCUUCAAGACAAGUUUAGUAGCCAAAGGCUACAAGCAAAAACCAGAACCUUAGAAGAAGAGGUUUAUCUUGAACAACCAUGGGGUUAUGUGAAAGAAGGGCAAGCUGACAUGGUGUAUAAGCUAAAAAAGGCUUUGUAUGGCCUUAAACAGGCUCCAAGAGCAUGGUACACCAGAAUUGAUUCCUACUUCAUAAAGCAUAAGUUUCAAAGGUGCCCAUAUGAACAUACUUUGUAUGUCAAAAAUAAUCAGCAAGGGGAUGUCGUUAUUGUUUGUGUGUAUGUGGAUGACUUGAUAAUUGCAAGCAAUAAUAUGAGAUUAGUUGCAGAAUUCAGGGAGGCUUUAGCAUCUCAAUUUGAGAUGACUGAUAUGGGGUUGAUGUCUUACUUUCUUAGCAUUGAGGAUAUGCAAACAGAACAAGGGACUUUUAUGUCACAAAGGAAAUAUGUUGUGACAUCCUCAAACUAUAUUUAUGGAAGCUCCACAACAAUCACACAUGCAAGCAGCAAAAUGAAUCCUGAGAAGCAGCAAGUUGUUGCCCUUUCAUCUACUGAAGCAGAAUAUAAUGCAGCCAUUAGUUGUGCAACUCAAGUAGUAUGGCUACAUCAAUUGAUGGAAGUUCUUCACCAUGAACAGAAAAUUCCCACUACAAUUUUCUGUGAUAAUAAGUCAGCAAUAGCUUUGUCAAAGAACCCAGUUUAUCAUGGGAGGACUAAGCAUAUUAAUGUGAAGUUUCACUAUAUUCAUAACUUGGUGAAUGAUAAGGUGAUUGAAGUUCAGUAUUGUCCAACUGGAGAUCGAAUUGCAUACAUAUUUACGAAGGCUCUAAAGGCGAAUACGUUUACGAAGCUGAAACAAAUGAUUGGGAUCAGGGGCGGUCCUACCCUAAGGGCAGGGUAG